CAGUAUCAUGACGCAAUGACGUAGCGUGUAUUUUUUUCCUCGCAUGAGCGGGGGAGGUAAACAAGAUGGCGGAAGCCUGACAGCAGCUGAUUGAGGAUUGCAAACCUUCAGUUAACACUCAAGCAUGCACCGGCACAACGCAAGGGAAAACAAAACCUAAACGGGUGCCAUAGAGCAAGAUCGUGAUUUCCUGGUGAUGGACACCCAAGAACUUGCCGUUAACUCUUCGCCAGCUGGUUAGGCACCAAGUCCGACGGGGGUAAAAUUAGAUUCUGACUUAUGUCGGGUUAAAUGAGCGCGCUGGUGUUGAGUGUGGUGAGACGCCUUAUGUAAAGACCCAGUACCAGAGAAGAAAGUCAGGCUGUGGUGAAUUGUACCGUAAAGACAUUUGAAAGUGGACAGGUUUAACCGCUGCGUAGUUCAGCAGAUGUAACCUUACCGUUACUGCUGCACGCGGAACUGGAGAGCGAGAGCGAGGGCGUCAAAUUCAGGCAUGCUGAGCAAGGACGGGUCUGUGCCAAAACACAGUUUUCUGCAACUUCGGUUCCGGUACUUUAAAUCAAUGGGAUGUAACCUUAUCACUUAACCACGAAUGAACAGAAUGAUACCGGAUCGCAGGUUUUCUUUGGACUGAACGGAGCCAGCUUUGAUUGCCUUUUUUCAAGAAGAGGAAGGCAAGCUUGUUCUUUUCGACGUAUUUUAGUGUAAGCGAAGUCACUUGGCAUUUCACUACUUCAGUAAGUCACUGAAUUAAAAAAAUAAGUUAUUUUUUUAAAAGUACUAAUGAAGAAGUCACACAAUUAAUUGAUUAAAAACUCAAGAGAUCAACUAAUGCAAUAAGCAGCCCCCCACCCAUUCAGCUGAAACCGGGAUAUCGGAGUGGGUGGGGGGGGGCGGGGCCUGGGGCGGGGUUUUAACGGCAUUGUGGGCGAGGUUUAAAGAUGAGUGACGGCGACCUCGGUCACAUGGACUACCUGACGGGAUCGGACCUGGUGGGGAUGGACGCCUUCAUCCACCGGAUCGACUCCACGGAGGUGGUCUACCAGCCGCGCUGCAAGCGGGCCAAGCUCAUCGGGCGCUACCUGAUGGGCGACGUGCUGGGCGAGGGCUCGUACGGCAAGGUGAAGGAGGUGCUGGACUCAGAGACGCUCUGCCGCCGGGCCGUCAAGAUCCUGAAGAAGAAGAAGCUGCGGAGGAUCCCCAACGGAGAGGCCAACGUGAAGAAAGAAAUCCAGUUGCUGCGAAGAUUGAGACACAAAAAUGUCAUCCAGUUAGUCGACGUGUUGUACAAUGAAGAAAAGCAGAAGAUGUAUAUGGUGAUGGAGUACUGUGUGUGCGGAAUGCAGGAGGUGCUCGACAGCGUUCCAGGGAAGCGCUUUCCAGGGUACCAGGCACAUGGGUAUUUUUGUCAGUUGCUGGACGGUCUGGAAUACUUGCACAGCCAGGGAAUCGUUCACAAGGACAUUAAGCCAGGAAACCUGCUCCUGACCACGGACGGGGUGCUGAAGAUAUCUGACCUGGGCGUGGCUGAGGCUCUGCCCCCGUUUGCGGAGGACGACACGUGCUGCACCAGUCAGGGCUCUCCGGCGUUCCAGCCGCCUGAAAUCGCCAACGGCCUCGACACCUUCUCCGGCUUCAAGGUGGACAUCUGGUCCGCAGGCGUAACGCUAUACAACAUCACCACGAGUCUGUAUCCCUUCGAAGGGGACAACAUCUAUAAGCUGUUCGAGAACAUCGGCAAGGGGGACUACUCCAUUCCCGAAGAGUGCGGCCCCCUCCUGUCCGACCUGCUCAGAGGCAUGCUGCAGUACGACCCGGUGAAGAGGUUCUCCAUCCAGCGCAUCCGACAGCACAACUGGGUGCGGAAGAAACACCCCCAGACGGAGGCGGCGGUGCAGGUGCCCCCCGGGGCGGAGAGCCAGGACCACUGGAGGAGCAUGACCGUGGUGCCAUACCUGGAGGACCUGCACGGCUACCAGGAGGAAGAGGAGGAAGAGGAGGACGAGGCAGAGUUCUUCCACCACCACCGGGACGACAUCAUCUACACUCAGGACUUCCCCCUGCCGGGACCGCUGGACGAGGAGGCCCGGCCCAAAGCGGUGUGCGCCAACGGCACCGACCCCGCCCCCCUGGGGAAGCCCCCAAAGCCCGGGCGCCGGGCCAGCUCCGCCUCCAACCCCGCCCGGCGGGGCGUGUCCGCGGCCGCCAAGAUCCGCAAGCUCUCCGCCUGCAAGCAGCAGUGACCCCGCCCCCCUGCCCCCGGAGCCCCGCCCACACCACAGGGUUUGUUUUCAUCUUCAUCCCUCCUUCAGUCUGAAAAGAGAAGAGUGAAGAUGCCGUUUUUUUUUUUGUUUGUUUGUUUUUUUCUUUCUUUCUCCUGUCCCCAAAUCCCUCGCUCUGGCCUGGUGAAGGUGGUUUUGUGAGCCCCACGGAGGAGGAGAACUUCAUGACAUUUUCUCUGCUGCUGGAACGACUGCGAUGGGGGG
Molecule: messenger RNA, 2486 nt
Organism: Conger conger (European conger)
Lineage: Eukaryota; Metazoa; Chordata; Actinopteri; Anguilliformes; Congridae
Product: serine/threonine-protein kinase STK11-like
Exons: 11
Coding region: 942-2243 (433 amino acids)
Biological process (GO): establishment of cell polarity; regulation of cell growth; regulation of Wnt signaling pathway
Cellular component (GO): cytoplasm; nucleus
Molecular function (GO): protein serine/threonine kinase activity; protein kinase activator activity; ATP binding
Source: RefSeq, a predicted model, not a curated record